Capsicum annuum is the source of this 2598-nucleotide messenger RNA. RefSeq names its product calcium-dependent protein kinase 21. Gene Ontology annotation, molecular function: calcium-dependent protein serine/threonine kinase activity; ATP binding; calmodulin binding. Gene Ontology annotation, cellular component: nucleus; cytoplasm. Bases 560 to 2227 code for a protein of 555 amino acids. The transcript has 9 exons. Gene Ontology annotation, biological process: intracellular signal transduction; peptidyl-serine phosphorylation; protein autophosphorylation. The record is from RefSeq and is a predicted model, not a curated record. Lineage: Eukaryota; Viridiplantae; Streptophyta; Magnoliopsida; Solanales; Solanaceae.
AAAUAUAUUGCUUAAAGAAAAGACCCUAAAUUACCUUUAAAUUGCCUACCUUUUCCCCCAAGAAAUUUGUGUGUUUUUCUUUUUAGCUGCUAGUAGGGAAAAAGCUGGCAAAUAAAGAAAGUGGACUAAUGAAGUUGUUCCCAUGAGAGCUUAAUGAAGUCAAUGGACAAACAAUUCAAUUCUUUGGCAUUUUCUCAUCUGUGACUAUCUUCUAGGUAUACUAAUUAAGCUUCACCACUCAAAUAUUUGUUCAUGUUAUUCACACUGUUCUCCUAUUUUAUUCCUUCCAACAAAGUUGCAAUCUUUUUUUACUCUGUUAAAAAAAACCCUAAGUUCUUGAUUUCUUGUAAUUUAUUGAGGUAUUGAAGUACCCAAAGUUGCAAUCUUGAUUUGUUGUUGCUUGUUGAGGAAUUGAAGUACCCAAAGUUGCAAUCUUGAUUUAUUGUUACUUGUUGAGGAAUUUAAGUCCCAAAGUUGCAAUCUUGAUUUGUUAUCACUUGUUGAGUUUGUUGAGGAGUUGAAGUACGAAAAAUUCGAGCUUGUUGAACAAACUGUAGAAAUGGGUGGUUGUUUUAGCAAGAAAUAUACCCAACAAGAUGCUAAUCGGUAUGGAGCAGGACGAAGAAGCGGUAAUCAAGAAUAUCAAAAAUCACCACAACCCCGCUCAGAAAGGUCAUAUCAGCCACAGCCACAGCCAACAUAUCAGCCACAACCGCCGCCUGAAAGGCCAUACCAACAGCAGUCACAGACGAAGCCACAGCAACAGGCACAUCCUGUUCCUGUUACUGUGCCGCCUCCUGCACAGCCCCAAGACCAAAUUCAAGGACCCCAUUUGACAGACAUAUUGGGAAAGCCUUUUGAGGAUAUUAGAAAGCUCUAUACACUUGGGAAAGAAUUGGGUAGGGGUCAGUUUGGAGUGACUUACCAUUGUAUUGAGAAUUCUACCGGGAACGCUUAUGCUUGCAAGUCUAUACUUAAGAGGAAGCUUGUAAGUAAGAAUGAUAGGGAGGAUAUGAAGAGGGAAAUUCAGAUUAUGCAGCAUUUGAGUGGGCAGCCAAACAUUGUGGAAUUCAAGGGUGCUUACGAAGAUAGGCAUUCAGUGCAUCUUGUGAUGGAACUUUGUGCUGGAGGAGAGCUGUUUGACAGGAUAAUCGCCCGCGGAUAUUUCUCGGAGAAGGAUGCUGCUGAGAUUAUUAGACAGAUUGUAAAUGUUGUUAACAUUUGCCAUUUCAUGGGUGUUAUGCAUAGGGAUCUCAAGCCAGAGAAUUUCUUACUGUCUAGUAAGGAUGAAAAUGCUAUGCUGAAAGCAACUGAUUUUGGACUUUCCGUCUUCAUUGAAGAAGGGAAGGUGUACCGUGAUAUAGUUGGUAGUGCAUAUUAUGUUGCCCCUGAAGUAUUGCGGCGCAGUUAUGGGAAGGAAGCAGAUGUGUGGAGUGCAGGUGUUAUUUUGUAUAUUCUACUCAGUGGUGUACCUCCAUUUUGGGCUGAAACUGAAAAGGGAAUAUUUAAUGCCAUACUAAAAGGAGAAAUUGACUUCCAAAGUGAUCCAUGGCCGUCCAUAUCACAUAGUGUCAAGGACCUUAUUCGGAAAAUGCUAACGCAGGAACCAAAGAAGAGAAUUACUUCUGCCCAAGUUCUUGAACAUCCAUGGCUUCGACUUGGAGAAGCAUCAGACAAGCCAAUAGACAGUGCAGUCUUGUCCAGAAUGAAGCAGUUCAGAGCAAUGAACAAGCUCAAAAAACUUGCAUUGAAGGUCAUCGCGGAGAAUUUAUCUGAAGAAGAAAUCAAGGGUCUGAAAGCUAUGUUUGACAACAUUGAUACCGACAAUAGCGGCACAAUCACUUAUGAAGAGUUGAAGUCGGGAUUAGCUCGACUUGGAUCAAAGCUAACAGAGACUGAAGUCAAGCAACUCAUGGAAGCUGCUGAUGUGGAUGGAAACGGAACAAUCGACUACAUUGAGUUUAUUACCGCAACAAUGCAUAGACAUCGGCUUGAAAGGGAUGAACAUCUCUUUAAAGCUUUUCAGCAUUUUGACAAGGACAACAGUGGCUUCAUCACGAUGGACGAAUUGGAACACGCUAUGAAGGAAUAUGGUAUGGGUGAUGAGUCCACCAUCAAGGAAAUAAUCGCGGAGGUGGACACUGACAAUGACGGUAGGAUCAAUUACGAGGAGUUCUGUGCUAUGAUGAGAAGUGGAACAACACAACCACAACAAAAGCUUUUCUAGUUCAUUGAAGAACAUACUCUUAACGCUCACCAGUCAGCACGAUGCAGAUCACUUCAGAAAAUUGAGAUGAACGCACUUGGUAUUUCUUCGAUCUUUCAUCUUAGGAAAGCACUGGAGUACAAGAGUCGUGUAGGUUGAGUUCUCGCGGAGAAUGUGUGUAUAGCUAGCUAACGGUUUAUACUUCAAGGUUCCUGUAACGAUUGUCGCGUUGACCUGUCUAUAGUACAAUAAGAAAUCUGAAACCAACUUUUCGCUCGAAAAAGAUGUUAUUUUCAUCUUGAUGCUACUGAAGUAGACUUACGUCUAUGGGAGGCAUUAGAUGUUUUUUCAUGUCUAGCAAGUUAUAAUUUGAGGUUGGAUAUUUGAUCGCA